AUGUCGAUCGAUCGACGAUUGCUUUGCGUCGUCGCUCUGUUGAGCGCGACGAGUCUCCUCGAGGUCCGGGGGCACGGCAGGCUCAUUGACCCGGUGGCCAGAUCCAGCGCCUGGAGGUACGGCUUCAAGGCGCCCCACAACUACAACGACAACGAGCUCUUCUGCGGCGGCGUGGGAAUUCAGUACGGAGUGAACAAUGGUCUGUGCGGCGUCUGCGGCGACGACUACAGCCUCCCGAGGCCGAGGCCCAACGAGCUCGGCGGAUAUUACGGGAAAGGAUUCAUCGUCAAGACGUACAGACAAGGUGACAUCAUCAAGGCCGUCGUCCAGAUCACGGCGUCGCACUUGGGCCACUUUGAAUUUCACAUCUGCCCUCUGGACUACUUCGACGAGGAGAGCGAGGCGUGCUUCAGGCCGCUCCGACUGGCCAACGGCAAGCGAAAGUUCAUGGGGCCGAUCGAGCAGAAGGGCGAUUACGAGCUCGAGCUCGAGCUGCCCUGGUACUUGACCUGCAAGCACUGCGUCCUCAGGUGGACCUACGUGGCCGGCAACAAUUGGGAGACCCACGUCCAAGAGACCUACCGGGGUUGCGCCGACGUCGCUAUUUUACGCGACGACGAGGAUGAUAUAUAA
This is a messenger RNA of Trichogramma pretiosum, 633 nucleotides long. RefSeq lists its product as uncharacterized. NCBI's taxonomy places the organism in Eukaryota, Metazoa, Arthropoda, Insecta, Hymenoptera, Trichogrammatidae. Bases 1 to 633 code for a protein of 210 amino acids. The record is from RefSeq and is a predicted model, not a curated record. The transcript has 2 exons.